Molecule: messenger RNA, 984 nt
Organism: Aspergillus costaricaensis CBS 115574
Lineage: Eukaryota; Fungi; Ascomycota; Eurotiomycetes; Eurotiales; Aspergillaceae
Exons: 3
Coding region: 1-984 (327 amino acids)
Source: RefSeq, a predicted model, not a curated record
AUGCGCGGGCUUGGGACCAUGCAAGCUGUCCUGUGCAGCCUGGCCUUCAUGGUUGGAGUUGCGGCCAAGGAAGAUCCGGACUAUAACCCAUCCUUGAACUUUCGACCCAACAAUGUGACCCUCAGCAUUCUCGACUACUGGGUGGGAUCAUACUAUAACGGUACCACAGAUGUGGAAUUUUCGUUUUACACCGGGCUGGCUUCGAAUUGGAGUUUCCAUUGCCCCAAUCUCGUCAACACAACGGUUACCAAACAGUACAAUUCUACCGUGCUGGCCCUUACAGAGCCCAGCACCUAUAAUGUUGGCUACGACCCAGUGAAUGCUUUCUUCACUAUGUGGUCCAACAACUUCAAUUUCUCCACAUUACCUGGUCCAAGCUGGGAUGGAUUACAAGAAGACGCAUCGUUGAAGUUCGCUAUGUUUUCGUCGGAUCCUACCUACCAGGUGGACGGCAAGGCGGUUAACAACUUCAACUGGACACUCAAUCCAACCCAAGGCCCACCGUACAGUUUAUCAAGUACCCUCACAGAGUAUGACCCACAAGGGGGCUGGGGCUCCAACUUGGCCAGUUGCAACGGAAGUGACCCCAUGGAGUGGAACUUAUUUCCGGCUCCCUGGACUGUCAAUGGAAAUGGACUUUACCUGCCUGAUCCGGUGCUGGAUCUUCAAUUUGAUGGGAAAACCGCUAACCUCUCCUUGAAUGGCUAUUUCAUCGGCUAUGACACGGUUAAGGAAGGUACAAUGACUUCUACUGAUGGGAUGCUUGUAGUAGGAGGGAUGAAAGUAUCCUUUUUGGGCGUCCUUGAUGCCUAUCAUUCAGAUGUCCUAGCCAACAACACUGCUACACCGACUUGGCUGCGCACUGUGGGAUUUCAAAAUGAUUCCUUGAAUGUUGGGUACACCAGCACAGCAAGCAAUGUAUCAAGGGGAAAAUUGGUAUUGGCUACUACGGUUGCCCUGACAGUUAUAAUAGGAUUUGUCUAG